Molecule: messenger RNA, 1724 nt
Organism: Talpa occidentalis (Iberian mole)
Lineage: Eukaryota; Metazoa; Chordata; Mammalia; Eulipotyphla; Talpidae
Product: peroxisomal biogenesis factor 3-like
Exons: 11
Coding region: 42-965 (307 amino acids)
Biological process (GO): protein import into peroxisome membrane
Cellular component (GO): peroxisomal membrane
Molecular function (GO): protein-macromolecule adaptor activity
Source: RefSeq, a predicted model, not a curated record
CGACGACAAUAUCAUUUGAAAGUAAUCAAAGGACUUGCAAUAUGACAGUGCUCUCCAUGCUUCCAACACUCAGAGAGGCCCUAAUGCAGCAACUCAAUUCUGAAAGCCUCACAGCCCUGCUAAAAAACAGGCCUUCAAACAAACUAGAGAUAUGGGAAGAUCUGAAGAUAAUAAGUUUCACAAGAAGUAUCGUAGCUGUAUAUAGUACUUGUAUGCUGGUUGUUCUUUUGCGAGUCCAGUUAAACAUAAUUGGUGGCUAUAUUUACCUGGAUAAUGCAGCAGUUGGCAAAAAUGGCACCACAACUCUUGCUCCCCCAGAUGUCCAACAGCAAUAUUUAUCAAGUAUUCAACACCUCCUUGGAGAUGGUCUCACAGAACUAAUCACCGUCAUUAAACAAGCUGUGCAGAAGAUUUUAGGAAGUGUUUCUCUUAAAUACUCUUUAUCCCUUUUGGACCUGGAGCAAAAACUAAAAGAAAUAAGAAACCUCGUGGAGCAGCAUCAGUCUUCUUCUUGGGUUAAUAAAGAUGAAUCCAAAUCUUUGUUAUGCCAUUAUAUGAUGCCAGAUGAAGAAACCCCAUUAGCAGCUCAGGCCUGUGGGCUUUCUCCUAGAGAUAUUACUACUAUUAAACUGCUCAAUGAAACUAGAGACAUGUUAGAAAGUCCAGAUUUUAGUACAGUUUUGAAUACCUGUUUAAACCGAGGUUUUAGUAGACUACUAGACAAUAUGGCUGAGUUCUUUCGACCUACUGAACAGGACCUGCAACAUGGUGACUCCAUGAACAGUCUUUCCAGUGUGAGCCUGCCUUUAGCUAAGAUAAUCCCCAUAGUAAAUGGACAGAUCCAUUCAGUUUGCAGUGAAACACCUAGUCAUUUUGUUCAGGAUCUGCUGAUGAUGGAACAGGUGAAAGACUUUGCUGCUAAUGUGUACGAGGCUUUUAGUACUCCCCAACAACUAGAGAAGUGAUUUUUUCUUCGAGAAAAGCCACAGUGGAAUUUAUUUACUUAAAAAAAUACACUGAAUAAACCAACUAUAUAUAGGGUAAUGAUUUGUUACCAAAAUGCCUAAUAAAAAAUAUAUUCUUAAUCAAAGUCUUCAUUUCAUAAUAAAAGAUUUAAUUUACAUCUUAAUAUAUUUUUUUAAGUCAUCCACAAACUAGGUUUGUGGGUAUAUUUGUGUUUACACAGUGCAAAUACUGAACUAUUAAUAAUGUGUCACACCAUGAAUAGUAGUUCCAAGUUAUCUAGAAACUAAUGUAGAUUUUUUUUAAUACAAUAUGAAAUGCAGUAUACUUUCAUAUUAAUACUGAGUGAAAAAUCUUGGGGUUAGGUGAGAAGUUUGGAAAAUAUGCUAUUUAAUCCUAAAGUUCACUGGACUGCAAUAUAUGGGAAUGAAUCAGACUUUCUCCAAUUACUCUUUAUAAGAAUAAAUUAUUUAUUUCAAAUAUAGCUUGAUGAAGGAAUUUUCUUUUUUAUGGAAACGUGAAUUUAACAACUUAACAAUCAUGAUCAGCAAUUUUUAUCUACUGUUGUUAACAAGCUUUAGAAAAUUACAGUUUGAUUUCGAGGUAAAAUUGUGUUGAUGCUGUUUACUUAUACUUACUGUUAUUAAUUACAUACUUUCAUUUGUUUGUAAAUAAUUUUAAUAACUUCGUUUGUAUUGAUUUUGAGCACACUGAAUACCUUAUUGCAAUAAAAUAUUUUGGUAAAAUGUGGUUUUGUUGAG